Echinops telfairi (small Madagascar hedgehog) is the source of this 1169-nucleotide messenger RNA. It is a transcript of the gene ZPBP2, whose product is annotated as zona pellucida binding protein 2. Gene Ontology annotation, cellular component: extracellular region; acrosomal vesicle; zona pellucida receptor complex. The coding region runs from base 1 to 819 and encodes 272 amino acids. The record is from RefSeq and is a predicted model, not a curated record. The transcript is spliced from 6 exons. Lineage: Eukaryota; Metazoa; Chordata; Mammalia; Afrosoricida; Tenrecidae. Gene Ontology annotation, biological process: binding of sperm to zona pellucida; acrosome assembly.
AUGGAUUUUAAACAUGCUGAAAAAGAAACAGUGGACCCCACCUAUGUAUGGAUUGGACCUAAUAAUAAUAAAUUAGAAGAAAGCAGCCGAGUAAACCUGACGAACACAGGCAAGCUGAUGAUAAGUGACUUCCUGGAGUCCUUUUCUGGACCGUACACGUGCACUUUCUCCUACAAGUCUGUCAAAGCGGAGACGCAAGCAGAGAAAGCUGUGACGAAGACAUACGAAUUUGUGAUGUUUGCCUAUCGGGAGCCCGAUUAUUCCUAUCAGAUGGCCGUGCGCUUCACCGCAAAGUCUUGCGCAGGGAGAUCUAAUGACCUGCUCUUUAGCGUGCUGAAGAAGAUCUUGGACAAUCUAAUCUCCGAUUUGACAUGCCAUAUCAUAGAACCGUCCUAUAAGUGCCACCACGUCAAAAUCCCCAAACACGGCCUCAUGCACGAACUCUUCAUAACCUUUCAAGUCAAUCCCUUUGCACCAGGGUGGAAAGCUGCAUGCAACCACACCCUUGACUGUGAAGACAUCACUAAUCGUAAUGUCCUCCAGGCAAGAGAUCGGAUCGAAGAAUUUUUCCGGAGCCAAGCAUAUAUUUUCUACCAUGACUUUAAUAAAACUCUACCCGCGAUGCAUUUUAUAGACCACAGUUUCCAAGUGAUACGUCUGGACAGCUGUCGUCCGGGCUUUGGGAAAAACGAAGCUGUGCACAGCAAUUGUGCUAGCUGUUGCGUGGUGUGUAGUCCUGGGACCUUUAGUCCUGAUAUUGAUGUUACUUGUCAGACCUGCAUUUCCAUCCUUGUCUAUGGAGCUAAAACUUGCCCAUAACCUUCAAACAAAAACCAGCAAGAAGAAGAAGAGAGGUGACAGCCCUGUUACUUGCUUGUGGAAGUAGGGGGACACACGAUUUAUUCUUGUCCCAAAGCAUCUUAGAAGCCUCAGAGAUAGCUCCAUUAAGUAAAACCAGUAAGGCCCAAACCUUGGAAGACAUGCAUCUUGGAAACUGUAAGAAAAUAAUUGACACGGUGUUUCUCAGAAGGCUUGUAGACCAGUAUCUCCAGUGUACAAAGGGAAAUGUAAGUAUUAGUAGAUGACUUUUGGUGGCGUAUGCUUGUGUGUUUACAAACAGAAUCUACUUGCCCUGAACCCAAAGCGAUGUCAAGCUCAAGGGGAGUGGU